AAUACAACCAUUGAAUUUGUGUAAUGAAAACGUUGUUGUAUUUUUCCUUAAGAAAGACAACAACUAAAUUGAUUUUUCCAAAUUAUUUACUCUCUUAGAAUAUGCAAGACAUUGUCCAAAACUCCCCAUUAUAUGACACACAAAAACAUUUCUGAAAUUUUAUCACUUACAUCCCUAGAUUGUACCGCACCAUGGAGGAGAUUACCAAGCACACCUUACAUGAACAAGAUAUUAUAGAGAAGAUGAUAUUAUCAAUACGAAAGAAAUUUGGAAGAAUUGUUCUUAGAGGUGCCUAUGAGGACAUAUUAGCAUUGUUCAAGAAAUUGAAGAAAAAAGAACCAAGUCCUCAACAUUAUUAUCAAGAGCAAUAUGAUCAAUAUUUUGAUGAUGAUGAUAUGAGUGAUCUUCUUCAUCUAAUACCUAUUAUGUCUAAUUCUACUUAUCAACCUUCAGCUCCUCCAAUUCCACCAGAUUCCGCAGAAUUAUUUGAAAAUUGUUCUUUUGAAGUACAUGAUUGUAAUGAACAAGUUGAUUUUGAAGGGAAGGGACUAGUGGACAAUGUUUAUGUUCCUUUGUUAGAAAAAGUUUGCAAUAUUCAUCCUUCAUUGCUGGAGUGUCAAAGGAAAAGGACUUAUAAGUAUUCAGGUUGGGCUUUGAAUGCACUUGGAAGGGUAUUGCACUUUUUGGAGACAACAAAAUUGGAAGAGAUGAAUGUGGAAGCAUGUGAGUGCCUUCAAAUGUUGUGGGAUGAAGUUCAAGUCUUUGGGUUUGAGUUGUCAUGGCUUGCACCCCAAGUAGAGUUUGCUUUGAAUAUGGAGAAAUUGAUGAGGGAAGUGGAGAAGCUUGAGGAGGAAAAGAAGAGCAUAUUCAUGAGGAUUCAAGAGUUAAGGAUGAAAUUUAAAGAGCAAUUAUAUUAUUUGUAUAUCUAAAAUUCAAUAGCGUGUAAAUAUUAGGGUUUAGGAUUUAAAGAACAAAAUUUAUUAAGUCUAGCUAUUAUUGUCAUAAGUUGUAAUGCUUCUUGUUUCAUUUUAGGAUUCAAACUCUUCUUUGUUUUUUCCUAUUAAAGGGUCUAGAGUUUUAAUAAUUACUCAAAAAACAAAAAGAAAGCAAAAUAUAAAUAAGUAUAAUAUAUAUGAUGCUUAACUCAUCAAACUUCGUCAUUCACUAUUAGAGAUUUUUUUUUUGGCCAUAAAAAUGUGAAAGCAUAUAUAUAUUCAAUUAUUAAUAUGUUGCUAUGUGUGGGA
This is a messenger RNA of Arachis ipaensis, 1244 nucleotides long. RefSeq lists its product as uncharacterized. NCBI's taxonomy places the organism in Eukaryota, Viridiplantae, Streptophyta, Magnoliopsida, Fabales, Fabaceae. The record is from RefSeq and is a predicted model, not a curated record.